Plasmodium gonderi is the source of this 2673-nucleotide messenger RNA. Its product is annotated as glutamine--tRNA ligase. NCBI's taxonomy places the organism in Eukaryota, Apicomplexa, Aconoidasida, Haemosporida, Plasmodiidae. Gene Ontology annotation, biological process: glutaminyl-tRNA aminoacylation; translation. Gene Ontology annotation, cellular component: cytoplasm; cytosol. The transcript has a single exon. The coding region runs from base 1 to 2673 and encodes 890 amino acids. The record is from RefSeq and is a predicted model, not a curated record. Gene Ontology annotation, molecular function: ATP binding; glutamine-tRNA ligase activity.
AUGGAAAACCUUGAAAAAAUUUACAUUCGAAAUAAAGACGAUAUCUCGGAAAUUUUCUUUUACUUCUACAAUUGGUUGAAACUGAACUUUAACACGUGCCUCAUCAUAAGUGAAAACAGCAGCCUGAGGAGUAACAUCAUUUUAGAGCUGACCAAUAGGAAGAAGUUAGUUGUGAGUGAACUCAAUUCUUGUGAAGCAAUAUUUCGUCUGACGUGUGAAGGGAAAGAAUGCACAACUAGUGGUGGCACUACUGUUACUAGUGAUGAUGCUACAUAUGAGGGUGCAGCUAGUAGUGCUGCUUCUAAUGGUGAUACUGCCAAUAGAGAGAAUACUAAUGCUAGCAGCACAGGCUGUGAUAGCAAAGGAAAUCAAGGAACCGUUGAGGCACUAGAGAGAGAAGAAUUAAAAUAUUUCCUAAAGGAAUAUCUGACAAGUAACAAAAAAAUCGAUGAUAAUUUUUAUAAAAGAGUCGAAAACGAAAUGGCGAUUGAAAAAGGUUUCUCAAAGAAUAAAGUGGGAUAUAUGGAUUUCUUACUCUUUUGUAUUUUUAAAAAAAAUAAAGUUGAAAAAAUAGGUGAUGCAAACAAGUAUAUAAAUAUAAACUCUUGGUUUUUAAAAAAUAAUUUUCCUAUUAGAAAAGAAGAAAUGAAUUCAUUUACUAGAACUAAUUUUAUACAGCAAAUUGUAGAAGAUGAUUUAAAAAAAAAAAAACAUACAUAUAUAAUUACAAGAUUUCCACCUGAACCAAAUGGGUAUCUGCAUUUGGGACAUGCAAAAAGUAUAUGUUUAAAUUUCGGAUUAACAGAAAAAUAUGGAGGUCAAACUCAUCUACGCUUUGAUGAUACAAAUCCAACAACGGAAGAAGUGCAAUAUAUAGAAUCGAUUAAGGAGGAUGUCAAAUGGUUAGGAUUUGAUUGGCAUGAUCACUUAUAUUUUGCCUCAGAUUAUUUUGAUCAAUUAUAUGAAUGGGCUGUUCAGCUAAUAAAACAAGGAGAUGCAUAUGUGGAUGAUCAAUCCAUUGAAGAAAUAAGAAAAAAUAGAGGGAAUUUAAAAGAACCCGGAGUCAAUUCACCAAACCGUGAUAGAAGUGUAGAAGAAAAUUUACAACUUUUUGAAAAAAUGAAAUUAGGAGAGUUUAAAGAAGGAGAAAAAGUUUUGAGAGCAAAAAUAGACAUGUCAUCAGGAAAUAUAAAUUUGAGGGAUCCAAUCCUAUACAGAAUUAUUCAUAAGAUUCAUCCAAAAAGUAAAAACAAAUGGGUUAUUUAUCCCAUGUAUGACUUUGCACAUGGACAAUCAGAUUCAAUUGAAAAAAUUACACAUUCUAUAUGUACACUAGAAUUUGAAACACAUAGACCUUUAUAUGAAUGGUUCCAACAGAAACUUCAAAUAUAUAGAACGAGACAAAUUGAAUUUGCGAGACUUAAUGUUACAUACAUGGUUAUGAGUAAAAGAAAAUUAUUAACAUUAGUGAAUGAAAAAUAUGUAAACGGCUGGAAUGAUCCUCGUAUGCCAACUAUUUCAGGUAUGAGAAGAAGAGGAUAUAGUCCCGAUGCCAUAAAAGAUUUCUGUAACAAAGUUGGAGUUGCAAAAAGAGAAAAUAUGAUUUCACAUGAUCUCUUAGAAUUAUGUGCAAGGGAAGAUAUGAAUAAAAAGGCUAUACGUCUUUUUGGAAUUUUAAAACCGUUAAAAGUUGUUAUUACUAACUUUCAGGAAAAGCUAGAUGAUACAAAUUUCGAUUUGCACGAUUUAAUUGCAUUAAAUCAUCCUAAAAAUGAAAGUAUGGGACAAAGAAAAAUAAAAUUUGAAAAAGAAAUUUUUAUAGAUGAAGAAGAUUUCCAAGAAAAUCCAUCAGAUCUUUUCUACCGAUUAGCCCCAAAUAGAACAGUUCGGUUGCGAUACGCCUUUUGCAUUACAUGCAACGAAGUUGUUAAAGAUGAGACAAAUAAUCAUAUUCUUGAGUUAAGAUGUACAUACGAACCUGAAAGUAAAAGUGGUGUAAAUAAUAAUAAUUAUAACACUUUAGAUUAUUCUAAGAAAGUAAAAUGUAGUACUAUACACUGGGUAGCCAAAUCAAAUGCUAUUCCUGCAGAAUUUAGAAUGUAUGACAAAUUAUUUACAAAACCGAACCCAGAAUCAAAUGAUGAUAACGAUGGUAUUGUUGAAAAAAACACAAAUGAUGAUAAUACCAUUGUAUUUGACAGUAAAAAUAGCACUAUGAUGGAAGAUGUCGUUGAAAAUUCCAAUGUGUAUGAUAAUUAUAUUACAUACACUACUACUUGUGCAAAGGAAGAUGAAGAGAAUUCAAAAGAAGAUAAACUUAUCAAAGAAGAACAAAAUAAUAAUGCAGGAUGGAGAAAAUAUAUAAACAAAAAAUCAUUAGAAAUAUAUAAAGGUGUAGUUGAAAAUUAUGCAAUCAAUUGCAAAGUUGGAGAUCCUAUACAAUUCGAAAGGGUUGGAUUUUUUACAAAAGAUAUGGAUUCAACCCAGGAGUCCCCUGUUUUCAAUUUAACCGUUGCUCUUGUGGAUAACACAACUUUGAAAAAAAAAAAAGAAGACCUUCUGAAGAAAGAAAUGGAUAAACUGAAACGCGAAAAAAUUGCAAGCGAGCGACGUAUGAAGCGAGAGGAGAGGAAAUUGCGAGAGAAAAAAAAGUUGGAACAGGCCGCUUCCUAA